Messenger RNA from Aplosporella prunicola CBS 121167, 1467 nucleotides. RefSeq lists its product as uncharacterized. Lineage: Eukaryota; Fungi; Ascomycota; Dothideomycetes; Botryosphaeriales; Aplosporellaceae. The coding region runs from base 1 to 1467 and encodes 488 amino acids. Gene Ontology annotation, molecular function: arylsulfatase activity. The record is from RefSeq and is a predicted model, not a curated record. The transcript has a single exon.
AUGCAUCAAGCGAAAAACAUUCUGCUUCUCAUAGCUGACGACUUGGGCCGUGACCAAAUGAGCUGCUACGGUUGCAAAGCUAUUAGAACACCUAACCUAGAUGCGCUCUCAACAUCUGGAACAAAAUUCGACAUGGCUUUCACAAGCACGGCAUCUUGCAGCGGAAGCCGAACCGUCAUAUACACGGGUUUGCAUACGCACGAAACCGGGAGCUAUGGACUCAACCUAGAAAGAAACGGAUUCCAGACAUUUUCCAACGUCGAAACUGCACCUGAAGAAUUUAACAGACUGGGCUACAAAACUGGCAUUUUAGGGAAAGUUCAUGUCAGCCCCGAGAGUUCAUAUCCUUGGCAGGUUCGCGAGGAGAGCGGGUCGAGAAACGUCGCCUACAUCGCUGAUAGAGCCGCUGAUUUCUUCCAUGAGGCUGUGUCCGAAAACAAGCCUUUUUUUCUCACAAUCGGAUUUGUCGACCCUCAUCGACACAUCGGUACCCGCGGAGGCUUCGGAAACGUUGACGGAAAUUACGAUCAGAGAUUGCAAGAUCAAAUUUACCAACCGGAAGCUGUCGAGGUACCACCGUUUUUGAGCGAUGUUCCAGAAGUUCGACAAGAACUGGUGGAGUACUACCGUGCAAUCAAUCGGAUGGAUCAUGGAGUCGGCCUCAUCCUAGAGGCCCUAGAUGCUGCCAAUCUCCGGGACGACACUCUUGUUUUGUUUCUAAGCGAUAACGGACCGCCAUUUAUCAACUCCAAAACAACCCUGUUCGAGGCAGGUGUGCGUCUUCCGUUUUUGUUGCGGGCUCCGGGUCUCGGUGCAGCUGGCGUAGUCAACCCCAACCUGGUCUCGUACGUAGACAUAUUGCCCACGCUACUUGAUUGGGCCGGGCAUGGCAAUGUUUCCGUGCCCCAGGGAAAGAUCAUUCGGCGAGGAAGAUCAAUACUUCCAAUUCUCGACCAAGACAAACCAGAGCCUUCUUGGGACCACGUUUUUGGCUCCCAUACAUUUCAUGAGAUCACAAAUUACUGGCCGACCAGAUACAUGAGGAACAGACGAUACAAGUAUCAUAGGAAUGUUUGUUGGAAGCUCGACUUUCCCUUUGCCAUGGAUCUGUAUGCUUCACUUUCGUUUGAGGGGAUGCGAAAUACGUCUCCCCCAAUGAUUGGUGGGCGGAAAUUGAAAGAUUAUAUCCAGCGUCCGCCCGAGGAACUCUACAACCUAGUAGACGAUCCUAACGAGUUGGAAAACCUGGCGCAAAAGUCUGAGUAUGAGAGUGUCUUAAAGGAAAUGCGACAAUCCCUUGAAAACUGGCAGAGGGAAACUGGAGAUCUCUGGCUUUGGCGAGAUGGCACCUCCGUCAUUCGAUAUCAGUUUGCUGGAUACGCCCGCGAGGGACUUCGUAUUCCCGAUCGGUUUGACUUUGAUGUGGACAAGCCGGGCAAUGAGAACGUGGAACAUAUUCGUCUGUAA